Acanthocheilonema viteae is the source of this 273-nucleotide messenger RNA. Lineage: Eukaryota; Metazoa; Nematoda; Chromadorea; Rhabditida; Onchocercidae. The record is from the annotation of a GenBank genome assembly.
AUGCGUGGCUGUGCGGAAACAUUUGGAGCAAUAAAUGAGAAGCUACUUGAUGAGCGUGGUGAUAACACGUGUCAAAGGCUCCAUGAACAGCUCGAUAUACAGGAAUGCAUCUGUAAGCAUCGACGAUAUUGUUAUCCGGGCGCAAAACGUCAACUUUUUGGCGCUUCAGCAGCAACAAUAUUUAUGGCCUCAGCAUCAGCUGAUAAUAUCAUAUUUAUAUUUUAUUAUAUUUUAUUAAUUUGUUUAAGGCUCGCAUUUUAUGAUUAUUUAUAA